CCCCGUAAGUCGUUAGAGGCGCCAUAUUUGAUGCAUAAUCACAACUGGAUGAAAAGUGGUGCAUCUGAGCUAGUAGAUCUGUGACGACUGCCGUUUUUUUAAAAUUAUCAAAAUAUCUUAAAACGUGAAAUAUGAAUGUAAUAGAUCAUGUGCGCGACAUGGCGGCCGCCGGACUCCACUCAAACGUGCGGAUACUGAGCAGCCUGUUGCUGACGAUGAGCAACAACAACCCGGAACUCUUCUCCCCUGCACAGAAGUACCAGCUGCUCGUGUACCACGCAGACGCUCUCUUCCACGAUAAGGAGUACCGCAAUGCGGCUUGCAAGUAUAGCAUGGCCCUGCAGCAGAAGAAGGUGCUGAGCAAGACGUCCAAAGUGCGCCCUUCCACGGGUGGGACAGCCUCCUCGCUGCAGGCACAGAGCCUCCCUUCAGAGAUUGAGGUGAAGUAUAAGAUUGCGGAGUGCUACACCAUUCUGAAGCUGGACAAGGAUGCCAUCUCUGUGCUUGAUGGAAUCCCUUCACGGCAAAGAACCCCCAAGGUCAACAUGAUGCUGGCAAACCUGUACAGGAAGGCAGGGCAGGAGCGCUCAGCCGUAACCAGCUACAAGGAGGUGCUCAGGCAGUGUCCUCUGGCACUUGACGCUAUCAUUGGGCUUCUCUCUCUGUCGGUGAAGGGAGCUGAGGUGGCUUCCAUGACAAUGGAUGUGAUGCAGAGUGUCCCCAACCUGGACUGGCUUUCGGUUUGGAUCAAAGCCUAUGCCUUCAUCCAUGCUGGGGAGAACCUGCGGGCCAUCAACACCAUAUGCUCUCUAGAGAAGAAGUCCCUGCUGCGGGACAAUGUGGACCUCCUGGUGAGCCUGGCGGACCUCUACUUCCGAGCAGGCGACACCAAGAAUGCAAUCCUCAAGUUUGAGCAAGCUCAGAUGCUGGACCCUUACCUCAUCAAAGGUAUGGACGUGUAUGGCUACCUGAUGGCACGUGAGGGACACUUGGAGGACGUUGAGGUGCUGGGAGGGCGGCUGUUUAAUAUCUCGGACCAGCACGCCGAACCCUGGGUCAUAUCCGGGUGCCACAGCUUCUACAGCAAGCGCUACUCCCGCGCUCUCUACCUGGGUGCCAAGGCCAUCCAGCUUAACAGCAACAGUGUACAGGCGCUGCUCCUGAAGGGGGCGGCGCUGCGCAACAUGGGACGCGUGCAGGAGGCCAUCAUCCACUUCCGCGAGGCCAUGCGCCUCGCACCUUGCCGGCUCGAUUGUUACGAAGGCCUGAUCGACUGCUACUUGGCCUCCAACGGAAUCCGUGAAGCCAUGGGUAUGGCCAACAACAUCUACAAGACGCUGGGUGCCAAUGCUCAGACACUCACCAUCUUGGCCACGGUGUGUCUGGAGGACCCUAUGACCCAGGAGAAGGCCAAGACUCUGCUGGACAAGGCCUUGGCCCAGAGGCCUGAUUACACCAAGGCUGUGGUGAAAAAGGCAGAGCUGCUGAGUAGGGAACAGAAUUACGAAGAAGGGAUCGCUCUGCUGCGACAGGCCCUGGCCAAUCAGAGUGACUGUGUGCUGCACAGGAUGCUGGGUGAUUUUCUGGUGGCAGUCAACGACUAUCAAGAAGCAAUGGACCAGUAUAGCAUAGCUCUUAGCCUGGAUCCCAAUGACCAGAAGUCCCUGGAGGGCAUGCAAAAGAUGGAGAAGGAGGAGAGCCCCACAGAAGCUACGGUGGAGGAGGACGGCGACGACAUGGAGGGCAGCGGUGAGGACCCUGACCUGGAGGGUAGCGACAGCGAGGCAGCACAGUGGGCCGACCAGGAGCAGUGGUUCGGAAUGCAAUGACCUCUGACCUGCUCCCACCAGGGGACACUUGAGCUGCCGUGUGGCCCAGCUUGCUGUUUCUGAAUGUGCGUUUUAUGGCUUUGAGUGGAACGUGUCUCUGGGGGAGGGCUUCUGGGCAGGAGCUGUCCUCCAGUGGGGCGAUUCCUGACUCCCAGCAGCAGACCAGCGCCCCCUGGAAAGCAUCAGCAGGAUUCACACGCAGAGUGAGUGCGCAGGCCUGGUUUGGAGACCCGCCUCUGCUCUGCCUUUACCGUGGGUCUUCUGGUACAUUGUGUUCAUUCUGUUGCUCUUGCUACACAUGUCUUUUGGUCUACCAGGUCUUCACUCAAGGUUCAGGGGUUUCCCCACGUUGGGGUGACGGACAUCGAUUUGUUAAAAUGCAAGCGGAAAUGGCUCAUUUAGUGCUCAGGUAGAUGGAAACCCCUACAGCAGCCUGCAGCCCCCACCAGGUGUAGAGACGUUUGCGGGGCGCUGGGUCUCCAAGCUUCAUUUUAAGGAAAUUCACAUGUCGCAACUUCUCAUAUUUUUGUACCACUCAUGUUGUGCUUUACUUUUAACAAGAAACGUGCCAAUCAUGUAAUCAGAAUUGCAUUCCUGGGAAUACUAGUAAAUUCACAAUGGGUGUCUGAGCGUUAACUGUACAUACACUGUAAGAGGUCACUUUGGGUAGUUGAAUGUAAAAGAAAA
Molecule: messenger RNA, 2516 nt
Organism: Scleropages formosus (Asian bonytongue)
Lineage: Eukaryota; Metazoa; Chordata; Actinopteri; Osteoglossiformes; Osteoglossidae
Gene: anapc7
Product: anaphase promoting complex subunit 7
Exons: 11
Coding region: 132-1829 (565 amino acids)
Biological process (GO): cell division; protein ubiquitination; positive regulation of mitotic metaphase/anaphase transition
Cellular component (GO): anaphase-promoting complex
Molecular function (GO): protein binding
Source: RefSeq, a predicted model, not a curated record